GGAAAGUACAAUGAGUCAGAGGCGUUGCACCGGCAUGACCUCGAGGGGCGUGAGAAGAUUCUCGGAACAGACCACCCAGACACCCUAACAAGUGUCAGCGGCCUGGCUACGGUGCUGCAAUACCAAGAAAAGUACAACGAAUCAGAGAUGAUGAAUCGGCAUGUACUAGAGCGGCAGGAGAAGAUACUCGGGCCAGACCACCCAUACACCCUAAUAAGCGUCCAUAACCUGGCUGGGGUAUUGCAAUGCCAAGGAAAGUACGAUGAAUCUGAAAUGAUGAAUCGGCGUGCACUAGAGCGGCAGGAGAAGAUCCUCGGGCCUGACCACCCACACACCCUAGCAAGUGUCCGCAACCUGGCUGGG
Tuber aestivum (summer truffle) is the source of this 363-nucleotide messenger RNA. NCBI's taxonomy places the organism in Eukaryota, Fungi, Ascomycota, Pezizomycetes, Pezizales, Tuberaceae. The record is from the annotation of a GenBank genome assembly.